AUGAAUUGCAUCCAGAACGGCAACUACGCACAGCUCUUUGAGCCCAACAAGGCCUGCUCUCCCUUUGGCGGCAUCGGCCACGUCUCGAACUGCACCGAACUCGCUCAAAACUGUUACCAGGGUUACGUUGCCAGUCGUCCCUACAACGCCACGGACGGUGCCAAGAACCAGGUGGUCUACAUUGGCAGUGUUGCCGACAACAUCGCCUUUGGAGACUGUGCUCGUCGCGUGCUGGGUCAAGGUGGCCAAUACGAGCGCGGCUUUAUCAGCAACAUUGACUGCCAGCUCACUACGGCCAACGCAACUAGUAAUGCUUCGACGAACGCGGCCGACACGCUCAAGCCUGGGGGCAAGCGAGGCUCCAUCGCGCUCGUCUACCUUGCGGCUCUGCUAGCAGUUUACUCGUUUUUGCCCGCCGCGGUGGCUGCGCCUGCACCUGCAUCUGCUCCCGCGUCGCUCCAUCCUGCACGACUCACCAAGGUCGGCCACGGUUCCUGGGGCAACAUCACCUACACUGAAAACAGCAACGCGGUCAAGCGCCAGUACGAUGUUUGCGUUUCCUGCGAUCUCCUCUUCUGGGAUGGCGAAGAUUGCAAGGGUAGUGCCUACCAGUUCACGGCGCUCGAAGAGCCGAUCGACGGCGAGUGCGGCUUUGAGCCAGGCGUGUUCACUUGCGGCGACCCUGCGCUUCAGGGCGGUCAGACGCUCUGGGUCAGCUCGGCUGCCCCCGGCACGACUGCUGAGUCGGUCAUUACCGUCGACCAGACCUGCCCACCGACUGGCCCAAGCGCACUUGCUUCAAUCAAGCCCCGCGGCGGCUGCGUCUACCUUGGACCUGUGUAUGGUAACGAGGGCUUGACUUGCUAUCCUGGCGGUGGCUCCCCUUACCGCAAGCGUCAGGGCUCUCAAUGCGGCGGCUUCAUCACCGAAAGUCAGUACGAGUCCCAGUCGACCGUGGCACGUGUGAGCGACAUUAUCGACUGCCGAACCAGCGUUACCGAUUGCACCAUCGCCAACAGCCAGACGUUCACCUCGACCAUCGAGAGCAGCUGGUCUACCACGGCGGGCGUCGACGCGUUUGGCUUCUCUGUCAGCGCCACGUUUGGUGAGUCCUACUCCGAGUCGGUCGCGACCGGGGUCACCGGGACCUAUACAAUCCGUGCCGGCAGCUCUGGCUACCUUGGUGCUUACGCUCCCAUGACCGUCUUCCAAGGCCGCUUCACCGACUGCGAUGAUGGAUCCGAAGAGCCAGGCCAGGUGUACGCCAUCCAGACAGGCACGAUCGCAUACCGCGUCAUCAACACCAACUGA
Sporisorium graminicola is the source of this 1311-nucleotide messenger RNA. RefSeq lists its product as uncharacterized. Lineage: Eukaryota; Fungi; Basidiomycota; Ustilaginomycetes; Ustilaginales; Ustilaginaceae. Bases 1 to 1311 code for a protein of 436 amino acids. The transcript has a single exon. The record is from RefSeq and is a predicted model, not a curated record.